AGGGUACCAGCACAUGUUGCGGCCAUGACUCCCGAAGAGAGAGAUGCAUACCUGACAGAAAGGCAUCAAGCUAAAAUUCGCGAUGUGGCUACUUACGUAGCUAUAGCACUUGAAUCAAUGCAGGGCAAAGAAUGCAUCUACGCCCCAUACGCCUUUGACGACCACUGGAUUACUUUUCUUCUAUAUCCAAAGUAUAACGAAGUUAUAGUCUUGGAUUCUCUUGAUAAAGACAUACAAUCAUAUCAGGAAAUCCUCAGAAUCUUCGAUCUUGCAUAUAAAAGGUAUUACCAGGUAGGCGGACAACGGCGAAACGACAGAGAUCAAAUAUACAUCCGCAAUAAGUGGCCGUGUCACAAGCAACCGAAGGGAAGCGUAUUAUGUGGAUAUUAUACUUGCGAGUUCCUUAGGAUCAAUGGUCAAUAUUGCAAAAAUUAUGGAGAUCUUCCAAAAUUUCCCAAGAGUGAUAGGGAGCUGGAUGAUAAAUCCAUUCAGAAUAUACAACGAGACUUGUGCUAUUUCAUUCACAAUGAAUGUUGUCACCAGCUUGGGAGGUUUUUUGAGAAAGAAGGGCUUUUGAGCUUGCCAGAAAACGAUAUUCUUUCUAACUGGAGCAAGCAUGCAAUUUAAAUUCAACGUCAAUGUCGUUAGUCGACUUUUAAGACUAGCAGUAGUGGGAUAUAGUAGUAGUUAGCACAUAUAUAUGUGAAAAUGUCCAGGUCUGCAGGUGAUGGAGAAGAAGGUGGUGAAGUCUGAAAUCUGAAAUCUGAAUUUACUUUUGAAUCUGAAAUCUGGAUGGUGGUACCUCCUGCUAUUUUUGUUGCUGCUGCUAUUCUGAUCUGAAAAUAGAUAUUGAAAUGCAGCACAUGUAUGUUUCAGACAAUAUAUUAAAAUUGAGAUGAACUAUGUUGCUGCUUCUGCUGAUUGCGAUUGAACUGAUUCAGGUGAAUGCUAGCUUUAUAUAUAUAGGGACAUUUUAUUUUGUAACUGAAACUGAUCUGCAAGAUGAAAAAUGAUGUGAUGAUGUCCCAGCUGUAUAUAUGUGAUGUAUGGCUAAAUAUAUCUGAAGAGCUGUAGGACUGAAUAUGAAUACGAGCUAUGAAUCUAAGUCUGAAUCUGAAUUUAGUGCAGUUGCAGUACUGAACCAUUGCAGAUGGGAUUUUCCAGGAGAUGAGCUGUUUGCUGCAUUUUUCAGGAAUU
Molecule: messenger RNA, 1197 nt
Organism: Oryza sativa Japonica Group (Japanese rice)
Lineage: Eukaryota; Viridiplantae; Streptophyta; Magnoliopsida; Poales; Poaceae
Source: RefSeq, a predicted model, not a curated record